UGCGCGUACCUGAGAGAGCUCUGCGCGCGACCGACAUCCGCGGGCAUUACUGGAGAAGAGCGCGCGCGCGAAGAGUCCAGUCAGUCGCAGCGCAGGACGGAGACAGUCACAGUACCGUAGACCGGACCAGAACCAGAACCGGGACCAGAAUCAGGACCAGAAUCAGGACUAAGACCAGGACCAGGACCGAGCGGGUUUCAUUAGGUUCAUCUGACAGAACAUACACAGAUCUUCUCUGUGUGUCCUGAUUGGCUCGAGGGCGGGACUAACGGCUCGAGGGCGGGGCUAAACUCACUCCGAGGCGCCUCAUUGGUCACGCGGCGUGAUGGACAGGCCGAGCGACGGCCGAUUGGCUCUGCUGCUGCUGCUGGGUCACAUGAUUACGGCGCUGGAGGUUCCUCUGGACCCUAAACUCCUGGAAGGAUUGCCGCAGCCGCCCACUAUCACCCAUCAGUCGCCGAAGGAAUAUAUCGUGGACCCGCGCGAGAACAUCGUCAUCCACUGCGAGGCCAAAGGGAAGCCGCACCCCGGCUUCUCGUGGACGAGGAACGGGACGCAUUUCGACAUCGAUAAAGAUCCCAAAGUCACGAUGAAGCCUCAUUCAGGAACGCUGGUGAUCGACAUCAUCGGCGGAGAGAAGGCCGACGCCUACGAGGGCGUGUAUCAGUGCACCGCCCACAACCAGCUCGGCUCCGCCCUCUCCAACCACAUCACCAUCCGCCAGUCCAGAUCUCCUCUGUGGUCUAAAGAGAAGUUCAGUCCAAUCGUGGCGCAGGAGGGACAGUCGCUGGUCCUGCAGUGCCGCCCCCCCGCCGGCCUGCCGCCGCCCAUCGUGUUCUGGAUGGACAACAAUUUCCAGCGUCUGCCGCAGAGCCGGCGAGUGUCUCAGGGUCUGAACGGAGACCUGUACUUCUCCAACGUCCUGAUGGAGGACUCCAGGAACAACUACAUCUGCUACGCCCGGUUCCCACACACGCAGACCAUCCAGCAGAAGCAGCCCAUCACCGUCCACGUCAUCGACCUGGAUUCACUCAAUGACACAAUGGCAGAUUAUUUCAAUGACACUGAUUUGUUUAGCGAUAAGCCGGUGGAGGAGCGAGUGCCGGUGCUCCUGGUUCCCAGCGGCUCGCUCAGCUCUCAGAUGGUCCUGCGAGGAGAGGUCCUGGAGCUGGAGUGCAUCGCAGACGGCCUUCCCACUCCGGCGGUCUCCUGGACGAAGCUCAGCGGGGAGAUCCCCGGUCACCGAGCCUCCCUGAUGAACUUCAACAAGACUCUGCGGAUCUCGGACGUGUCGGAGGCGGACGCCGGGGAGUAUCGCUGCACUGCCGGGAACCGGCUCGGCUCAGUUCACCACACCAUCAGAGUCUCCGUCAAAGCGGCUCCGUACUGGAUCAGCGCUCCCAGGAAUCUGGUUCUGGCUCCGCUGGAGACGGGCGUCAUCACGUGCCGGGCCCGAGGACACCCCAAACCCCACAUCCAGUGGUCCAUGAACGGCCUGCCCAUCGAGGACACUCCUAAAGACCCGAGCCGGACGGUGGAGGACGACAGCAUCAUCUUCUCCGAGGUCCAGACGGGCUCCAGCGCCGUUUACCAGUGUAACGCCUCCAAUCAACACGGGUACUUACUGGCCAACGCCUUCGUCAACGUGCUGGCGGAGCCGCCCAGAGUUCUGACGGCCCCUAAUAAGGUGUAUCAGGUGAUCGAGAACCGCCCCGCUCUGCUGGAGUGCCUGUCCUUCGGCUCGCCCGUCCCGGCCGUCACAUGGUUUAAGGACAGCCGCUCCAGCAUGUUGGAGGGAGAUCCCUAUGUGUUCCACAAGAACGGGACGCUGGAGAUUCACGUGUCUCAGGCUGCAAACGGCGGGAAGUACACCUGCGUCGCCAGGAACAACCUCGGCAUCUCCGAGAACCACGUCUACCUGGAGGUCAAAGAGCCGACGCGGAUCCUCAGGCCUCCGGAGUACAGGGUGGUCCAGAGGAACCGGGACGUUCUGUUCGAGUGUAAAGUGAAGCACGACCCGUCUCUCAUUCCCAGCACCAGCUGGCUCAAAGAUGGAGGAGAGCUGCCCGAAGACGACAGGUUUCGAGCGCAGUUGGACAGUCUGACCAUCACAGGCGUGACGGAGAGCGACGCAGGAACGUACACGUGUGUCACGUACACCUCUCUGGACCAGGACUCGGCCAGCGCUCGGCUCACGGUGGUCGAGGCUCCGCCCACUCCUGCGCCGAUCUACGGGCAGCCGGAUGCUCCCACUGAUCUGGAGCUGACGGAUCCGGGAGCGAGGAGUGUUCAGCUCACCUGGACACCUGGAGACGAGCACAACAGCGCCAUCAAGAAGUUCUUGAUCCAGUACGAGGACGGUCUUCAUCAGAGUGGUGUGUGGCUCAAUCUCACGGAGGUUCCCGGGACGAAGACCACGGCUCACCUCAAGCUCUCCCCGUACGUGCACUACAGCUUCAGAGUGCUAGCGCUCAACGGAGUGGGCUACAGCCGGCCCAGCUUGCCCUCGCGCCAGUACAGGACCAACCCCGCAGCUCCAGACGAGAACCCCAGUGAGGUCAAAGGUCACGGCACGGAACACAAUAACCUGGUCAUCACGUGGAAGCCGCUGACGGGGCUCCAGGCGAACGGCCCCGGCCUGCAGUAUACGGUCCUGUGGCGGCAGCACGGCGUGGAGGAGGACUGGACCUCCGUCAGCGUGGCCAACGUCUCCAAGUUCGUGGUGUCGGGGACGCCCACGUUUGUGCCGUACGAGGUGAUGGUGCGGGCGCAGAACGCCUACGGGCCCGGCCCCGAACCCGCCGCUGUGAUCGGGCACUCCGGAGAGGACUUUCCCUCAGCGGCCCCGGGGCUGGUGCAGGUGCUGGUGCUGAACAGCACGCUGGCGGAGGUGCACUGGGAACACGUUCCUCUGUGGGCCGUGCGCGGGCGACUGCAGGGCUAUAAGGUUCAUUACCGGCGCGAGCGGAGUUUACACCGACACAACUCUCACCACGGCGAGCAGAGGAGCGAGAGCUUCGGGCCCAACAGAACCCGCGGGAAGCUCCCGGACCUGCACCCGUUCAGCGUCUACAGUCUGCACGUGACGGCGUUCAACAGCCGCGGGGAAGGACCCGCUAGCGCCACGCAACGCUUCGAGACGCCGGAGGGCGUUCCCGGCGUGCCGUCGUUCUUCCGCGUGUCGGCUUCGGAUCUGGACUCUCUGACGCUGGAGUGGGCUCCGCCUCACGAGAGGAACGGCCGUCUGACCGGAUACACCCUCAGAUAUCAGACGGUCAACAGCAGCCAUGACUUGGGUCUGCUGGAUGAGAUGGAUCUGCUGUCCAAUCAAAGCAGUGUAACGCUGCACAACCUCCAUCACAGCACGCGCUACAAGUUCUAUUUCAGUGCCAAAACACAGCAGGGAUCCGGUCCUGCGCUCACCGAGGAGGCCGUCACCAUCCUCCACAGAGCGCCGGCCAUCGCUCCUGCGUUCGGGAACGUCAGCUCGUCCGUGAGCGAGGACGGAGCACUGAUCAGUUGGGAGUACUGGGGUCCCGAGAAACACCUUUAUGUUGAAUAUAUUAUAGACAACAGUGAUGAAGACUGGCACACAGAGAAGGUCAACGGCUCUCAGUUCCACGUGCUAAAGGGUUUGAAGGAGGGUUUGUCCUACAAGGUGCGCGUGGUGGCCAGAGGUCGGGAGGACGAGCGCUCGCUCCGGCGCUCUGAGGAGCUGUUGGUCACGCUCCCAGCGAUGGUGAGUCCGCAAGUGGACAUCGCCACUCAGGGCUGGUUCAUCGGGCUGAUGUCGGCCAUCGCUCUGCUCAUCCUCAUCCUCCUCAUCGUCUGCUUCAUCAAGAGGAACAAGGGCGGGAAAUAUCCAGUUAAAGAGAAGGAAGACGCUCACGGAGACCCGGAGAUCCAGCCCAUGAAGGAGGACGAUAUAAUGUUUGGAGAGUACAGUGAGGAGGACCGUAAGCCGCUCAGAGUUAGCCGGACGCCCUCCAGCGGGACGGUCCCGCGUGACGGCAGCGAGGACAGUUUAGUGGAGUACGCCGACUCCGGGGACACGCAGUUCAACGAGGACGGCUCCUUCAUCGGCCAGUACAGCGGCAGGUCGGGGCCCCCGUCUCCGGUCAUCAACUCGCUGGUGUAGGACUGACCCCAGACCAGACACACACACACUCGCUCU
Molecule: messenger RNA, 4174 nt
Organism: Rhinichthys klamathensis goyatoka
Lineage: Eukaryota; Metazoa; Chordata; Actinopteri; Cypriniformes; Leuciscidae
Gene: nrcamb
Product: neuronal cell adhesion molecule b
Exons: 32
Coding region: 326-4138 (1270 amino acids)
Biological process (GO): cell-cell adhesion; brain development
Molecular function (GO): cell-cell adhesion mediator activity
Source: RefSeq, a predicted model, not a curated record